UUGCUAUUAUUUGGGCAAUUAUUAAUACUGUUGCUGUUUCAUAUGGUUCCACUGCUGCCUUGCCAUUCAAGACUGUUGCUAUCAUUUUGGGAUUGUAUCUCGUUAUUUCAUUCCCUCUCCUUUUACUUGGUGCUAUCACUGGUAAGAAUUUCACAAAGGGAUUCGAAGCUCCAUGUAGAACCAAGAAGGUUCCUCGUGAAAUUCCUCCAGUUGCUUGGUAUAAGGAUGAAAAUUUGAUGAGUAUUGUUUCUGGAUUUUUGCCAUUCAUUUCCAUCUAUAUUGAACUCCAUUAUUUGUAUUUGAGUAUGUGGGGUCAAUAUGGUCACGUUCCAUUCCCAAUUGUUUUGAUGGUUGUCUUGAUUUUGAUUGCUGUCACUAGUUGCAUUACCAUUUCUCUCAUUUAUUUGACUCUCUCACAAGAAAACCACAAUUGGUGGUGGAGAAGUAUCAAGUUUGGUGGUACUAGCAGUAUUUUCGUUUUUGGUUAUUCCCUCUAUUACUACAUUAUGGAAAGUGGCAUGUCAGGCACUCUCCAAACAACCUUCUUUGUUGGUUACAACUUGGUUAUUGCCUUUGCUGUUUUCUUAAUGAUGAGUACUGUUGGUUUCCUCUCUAGUUUGACCUUUGUCAAGAAUAUUUAUAGUUCUAUUAAGUGUGAAUAA
Naegleria gruberi is the source of this 662-nucleotide messenger RNA. RefSeq names its product syntaxin SYP111. Gene Ontology annotation, biological process: protein localization to membrane. The annotation marks the transcript as partial. Gene Ontology annotation, cellular component: membrane. NCBI's taxonomy places the organism in Eukaryota, Heterolobosea, Eutetramitea, Acrasida, Naegleriidae. The record is from RefSeq and is a predicted model, not a curated record. The transcript has a single exon.